UUGGUUUUUCCUGAAGCUGUCAUUUCUCUUCCGGGCCACUCGCGUGGCACAUGUUUGUCGCCUACAAAGAGGAGAGGAGCGCGCCCGGACUGCAGAUGGGUCUUCGGGGAACUUUGCGCUCUCCGGAGCCUCCUCCAACUUGCUCCCGCUACUCGCAGUGCGCACAGGUGGAACGUGUUCCCUGUACCCCCGGGAGGCGCCGGUCUCUUAGAAAAUCGUAACCUCGCCCCUUCCUUCGGCUGGAGACUCAGAUGCCGAGUCGUUGGUGUAAAGCAGCCCAACAGCUGCGAUGGUGGAAGGAGAUAAAACUUCAAGACUUCCAGGCUUGCUCCUGCUAGGAAUCCAGUUUUUCAGAAUACUCUUGACAGCUGAGAUCACUGGGCACAAUGGAUGCUUUAAAUGAGCUUUGUUUAGCACUCGUUUGCCAGAGUAGGUCCUUCUGUAGACCCAUUGGGGGAAAAUAGUAGAGGGCAUUUUAGCACCUACUUGCCGUUCGGUGGGUCACAAGGCUCUCUCCAUUUCUUCUGGAGCCUCACCUCCACCCCAUUGCCUGCCCCAGGGCAGAGGUGGGCAUUCUCAGGAUGGCCCUUACAUAGGCUGACUCCCACUUCCCAUUCCUGAGAGGAGAAUCUUUACACUCUGAGCACUGUGAAGUCUAGCCAGCUCUGGAACCAAUCCAAUAUGACCCAUAUGCUGGAACCCUCUUCAGUUAUAGGUUGGAGAUGCUCAGACAUUUUAAGAGAGCUUUGUGGAAUCCCUCCAGAAGGCACACAGAACUGUGGGUCCCGAUGGAUGUGGCUGAGAGCCCUGAACAGGAUCCUCGCUUCCCAGAGGAGGAAGAGCAACCUGCGCUCUCAGACGAUGACAUACUGAGGGAAAGUGGCUCUGACCAGGAUUUGGAUGGAGCUGGUGGGAGGGCUUCUGAUUUGGAGGAUGAAGAAAAGGCAGCCAGGGUACCAAGCCAGGAGAAUCGCUCAGACGAGGAGGACCAAGCCAGUGAGCCCAAGUCUCAGGAUCAGGACUCAGAGGCCCAUGAGCUAAGCAGGGGCCCAACAGGCUCCCCAUGCGAGGAGGGGGACGAUGGGGAAGAAGAUCGAGCAAGUGACCUCAGGGACGAAGCCUCCUCGGUGACCAGGGAACUGGAUGAGCAUGAACUAGACUACGAUGAGGAGGUCCCCGAGGAGCCGGCUCCUGCUGCCCAGGAGGAGGAGGCAGAAAAGGCUGGAGCUGAGGAUGAUGAGGAGAAGGGGGAAGGCGCUCCUGGGGAGGAGGGGAAACCUGGUGUCCAAAGUGUGGGAGAAAAAGAAACCACAGAGGCUGCCAAGGAGAAAAAGAAAGAGGAUGAUGACGGAGAAAUCGACGAUGGGGAGAUAGACGAUGAUGACUUGGAGGAAGGUGAAGUGAAAGACCCCAGUGACCGGAAGGUGAGGCCUCGCCCCACCUGCCGAUUCUUCAUGAAAGAUGUUGUGACACCAUUAUCCACUCUUCUUCCACCAAUACCAAAUUCCAUACCAUUCAGAGGCCAGGUUAAAGGGAACUGCACCUGGGGAAUGAACUGUAGGUUUAUACACCCUGGAGUGAACGACAAGGGGAACUACUCCCUCAUCACCAAAGCCGACCCUUUUCCACCCAAUGGUGCCCCGCCUCUUGGACCUCACCCACUGAUGCCUGCCAAUCCUUGGGGUGGUCCAGUACUUGAUGAAAUUUUGCCUCCACCCCCUCCAGAACCACCAACAGAGAGUGCCUGGGAAAGAGGUCUCCGACACGCAAAGGAGGUUUUAAAAAAAGCAACCAUUCGGAAAGAACAGGAGCCUGACUUUGAAGAGAAAAGGUUCACUGUGACCAUUGGCGAAGAUGAACGGGAGUUUGACAAGGAAAAUGAAGUCUUCCGAGAUUGGAAUUCUCGGGUUCCAAGAGAUGUCAGAGACACAGCACUUGAGCCUUAUGCAGAUCCUUAUUAUGACUAUGAAAUAGAACGGUUUUGGCGUGGUGGACAGUAUGAGAAUUUCAGGGUGCAAUAUACAGAAACGGAGCCGUAUCAUAAUUACCGAGAACGGGAGAGGGAACGAGAGCGAGAGAACAGACAGCGAGAACGGGAACGAGAACGGGAGCGUGACCGAGAGCGCGAGCGCCGACAGAGGGAACGGGAACGGGAGCGUGAACGGGAACGUGACAAGGAGCGGCAGCGGAGGAAGGAAGAGUGGGAGAGAGAGAGAGCCAAGCGUGAUGAGAAGGACAGACAGCACCGGGACCGGGACAGGGACAAAGACCGGGAUAAGGACAAAGAGAAGCCAAAGCCCCGGUCCCCACAGCCACCAAGCCGUCAAGCUGAGCCACCAAAGAAGGAGGCUUCCUCUGUGGGGCCACAAGUAAAACGAGCUGAUGAGUGGAAGGACCCUUGGCGCCGAUCCAAGUCACCCAAGAAGAAACUUGGGGUUUCAGUCUCCCCAAGCCGGGCACGAAGGCGUCGCAAAACCUCAGCCUCAUCAGCCUCUGCUUCCAACUCCUCCAGGUCAUCUUCACGGUCUUCGUCCUACUCUGGCUCUGGUUCAUCCAGGUCCCGAUCGCGGUCCUCAUCCUACAGCUCCUAUUCCAGCCGUUCUUCCAGACACAGCUCAUUCUCAGGCAGCCGGUCCAGGUCCCGGUCCUUCUCCUCAUCCCCAUCGCCAUCUCCUACACCUUCCCCACACAGACCUCCUGUCAGAACCAAGGGGGAGCCAGCCCCGCCUCCAGGGAAAACAGGGGAGAAGUCAGUGAAGAAACCAGCCCCACCCCCUGCCCCACAACAGACCACCAAAACUACCACUCCUGCCCCUGAGCCUGCCAAACAAGGAGACCCCCGGGAGGCCAGGAGAAAGGAGCGGCAAGCCAGGACUCCCCCUAGGAGGCGGACGCUGAGUGGCAGUGGCAGCGGCAGCGGCAGCAGCUACAGUGGCUCCAGCUCCCGAUCCAGGUCCCUGAGUGUGAGCAGCGUCUCCUCAGUGUCCAGCGCCACCUCAAGUAGCAGCUCAGUGCCCAGUGUGGAUUCAGAGGACAUGUACGCAGAUCUGGCCAGUCCUGUGUCCUCAGCCAGCUCUCGGUCCCCCACCCCUGCCCAGACUAAGAAGGAGAGAGGAAAAUCUAAGAAAGAAGACAGUGUUAAAGAGGAAAAGCGGAAAAGAGAGACGUCCACACAGCCACCCAAGUCCUCAAGAGCUCUGGCAGGUGGGAAGUCCUCCCAGCAGGCAACAGCACCUCAGCAGGCUCCCCCUGGGCAGCCCCAGCAGGGCUCCUUCGUCGCCCACAAGGAGAUCAAGCUGACACUACUGAAUAAGGCGGCUGAUAAAGGAAGCAGGAAGCGCUAUGAGCCAUCUGACAAGGACCGACAAAGCCCUCCUGCCAAGCGGGCCAACUUGUCCCCAGACCGAGGUUCUCGGGAUCGGAAGUCAGGGGGAAAGCUGGGCUCCCCAAAGCCAGAGCGGCAGAGAGGUCAAAACUCCAAAGCCCCUACUGCCCCCACAGACAGGAAACGCCCGCUGUCGCCACAGUCAAAGAGCUCCAGCAAGGUCACCAGCGUGCCCGGCAAAGCCACCGACACUGCCACAGCCGGCACCAAGUCAGGGAAGGCCAGCACACUGUCCCGGAGGGAGGAGCUGUUAAAACAGCUCAAGGCUGUAGAGGACGCCAUCGCACGCAAGAGGGCCAAGAUCCCUGGGAAAGUGUAGCAGCCUAGCUUGCUCCCUGAGCAGACUCUUAAGUGUUUUUAUAAAUAGAGUGAGCACAGCCAUUUUGGAUUUUGCAGUUAAUAUCUUAUUUUGGCUGUGAUUCUUUCUAAAAAUUAAAAAAGAAAAAAAAAGUUUCUCUGCUGGAAAAGAAGCCACACACGAGAUGAUGACUACGCUGAAACCCAUCCUCCCACCAGACUGAACCAGCCCCUCCAUAGUAGUCUCCACAGACAGACGGACAGACAGGCAGGUCAUCGCUGAGACACGCAGCACUGGCUUUAUGUAACUUACGAGUUCUGGGUGUAGGGGGCUGCCUACCUCCCCCACUCCCCCGCCUUUCCUCAGGGUGGCCUCCCCGGCUAAGAUGGCCUCCCCGGCUGCGUGUCCUCAGCAGAGCAGCGCCGUCUCCUCGAUGGAGACAGGAAAACUGAAAGCUUCCUGGACUACUGGCAGCCUCUUCCCUUCCUCUCGUCCCCCAGAUCAGAAGUAUAUAUAUAUAUAUAUUCUUGACUAAAGUCUGAUUGGGAAAUAUUUCCUGUCUUUUAUUUUAAACAUCAAAUUGUUUUAGUUGAUUUAAAAAAGGAAAAAAAAAAAAAAAGACCAAAAAAACAGCCAAGGGUAUUGUUGGGGUGUCUGUCGAAUGUGGAGGGUCUUUUUUUGAGGGAUCUCCUAAAAUAAAAUAUUUUGAUAAGCA
This is a messenger RNA of Jaculus jaculus (lesser Egyptian jerboa), 4398 nucleotides long. RefSeq names its product zinc finger CCCH-type containing 18 (gene Zc3h18). Lineage: Eukaryota; Metazoa; Chordata; Mammalia; Rodentia; Dipodidae. The transcript has 19 exons. Bases 723 to 3704 code for a protein of 993 amino acids. The record is from RefSeq and is a predicted model, not a curated record. Gene Ontology annotation, molecular function: metal ion binding.